This is a messenger RNA of Chelonoidis abingdonii (Abingdon island giant tortoise), 2327 nucleotides long. The record is from RefSeq and is a predicted model, not a curated record. Lineage: Eukaryota; Metazoa; Chordata; Testudines; Testudinidae.
AUUUUUUUGCUUUAAAACCCCCAACCCAUUUUGAAUUGAAAAAUCAAAUUGUUUGUGUUUCAAAGAGAUUGAAACAAGAUCUUCUGAUUUCCGCCCCCCUCCAAAAAAAAAAAAAAAUAUUGUUUAAAGGCUCUUUCAGCCAAAUCAAUUUGGCACAAUCUACAGGAAUUCAUGAAAGGUUGACCCAAAUUUUUCUUUCUUUUUUUUUUGCAACAGAAAAUGACUGAGAAACUUCACUUGGCUGUACUUGGCACUGUUCUUCUGGACAUGACAGAGCAUGUGCAGAACAACCCUCACUGACUUUGGGUCUGAUACUGAAAAUUGAGAUUUUAACGAACAGAGGAGGAGUGCAGGAGGGGUAAGUAUUUCCAGAUGUACCGCCAUGGUCCCAGUUCAUAACACUGACACCAGCUUCAAGCCGGAAUGCUAAAGGUUUAGGUGCUACCCCAAGAAUGGGACGAUAUACUAAAGCUGACCCUUCUAUGCUGUUCCAGUAGGUUGUUGUUACAUUACAAGUCUCCUCUUUUGGAAUAAGGCCUAAAACCUUUCCACCAGCUUUGGUGGAUAUCCAAGUGGAAGUAACAAAUAGGUGCUGCUGCAAAUAAGUACAGAUGUUAUUGGCAACAACCCCCCUAAAGCCCAGCUGAGUUUCAGGCCAGAGUGUAGAAUGGAGAUGAUCAAAAAUGUUUUCUUAAACAGCUGCUUUCCUUGUCUGGAAUCACCCUGGCUGGCUCCAGAAAUUGGAAACCGAGCAAGCAAAUAUAUAAAUAAUCCUGAAGUAGUGUGGACUGACAACCAGAUAAGCAGGGCAGACUGGACUUGAUGCAAAAGCUUCUAACAGCAAAGGUUGCUUCUUGACCCUCCUCAUUUAACAGAUUGUGUUGAAGCUUAUUUCAAGAACAAAGAAGAUUUUAGACUGAUGUUGCACAGUGAAAUAAUGUUUUGGCAUCUAGGAGGAAAAUCUUGUACUUUUCAGUGUGAAGGAAAAAACGAAGACCAAUGUGCUUCACAUUUGCUCAAGGUUCCUGCAGUCCAGACAAGCUAGUUGUUUUAAAUGCAUGAGAAGCAAUUGAUAAACGGAACUGAUUAUUCUUCCUAGUCUUGUUUUGUUUGUUUGUUUCCAGGAGAUGUCACUGUUAUGCAGCUACGCAUGCACUUUCUGUCUGAUAAAGGCUAAUGACGAUAUAAAGAGAUUUGUUAGUGUUAGAUUCUCCGUAUUAGUGGCAAAACUCUGGCCCUUCUUCACAGCCUUACUGGAAGAAGUUUGGUGAGCUGUUGGGACCCCAUUGUGACAUCAGGCCUGAGCAUGCAAUGAUAUCAUCAGCAUUCAGCUAUGAGCAGUCUUGAGGCACUUCUGAAUCCCACAGAGAAGGAGAAUUUUUCUCUCUCGUUCCCCUCAACACCAAAUGAACCAGUUAGGAAGUCGCUGCUUCAGUGUGACUGAGGAGGCCUCAUUGCCUGAGAUCCAAGCGCCGCUUAUCCUUUCCCUAAUAACACCUGAAGAUGGGACCUUUUUUCUUUCUGCUCUACGGAACAAAAAGCCAACAAAGCCUGUGACAACUCAGCCGACUUGUGGGGUUGGCAUGUCCACCGUCGCAACAGUCACACGGACCGGAGGAGAUUGGACCACUGGCCUCUUUGGUAUCUGCAGUGACAAGAGUGUUUGUGUCUGUGGGGCCUUGUGUAGCCCAUGUCUAGAAUGCAGCCUUGCAAGGCACUAUGGGGAGUGCCUCUGUUUCCCACUGCUGGCAGGUUCCACUUUAGCAAUGAGAGUCGGCACCAGAGAGAAAUACAAGAUACGAGGAACCCUGUGUGAAGACUGGAUGGCAGUUCAUUGUUGCUGGCCUUUUGCUAUUUGCCAAGUGGCCCGAGAGCUGAAGAGGAGGGCUAUGACCCAGAUCUAUGAAAUAAACACUGCUCCUACAGCUAAAGAUACCCUAGUUUAAAAAUUCCCAGCCAGAAAGCUUGACUCACGAUACUUCCCCUCCUGCCAAUGUAAAAUAGCUUAUUUUUAGAAAUAAAAUGCAUUUGUGUUUUACAGCAAAGGCUUUCUAAUACUCCUGCAAGGCUGUAUAUGUUAAACUGUGAUAUAACAUCUAAUCGCCUCAGCUGCAAAUUUCCACAGUGCAAUCAUAUUACGUGGUUCAAUGAUCUAGGGCCUGCUCUAAAGUAUGGCACUGUUGGCCCCCCCCACCCCUCUCUCUCUGGGUACAGGGAUCUGGAAUCUUGAUGCAAAGUAUUUUGCAUGCAAUUCCUUAGCAAACAGGGGCGGCUCUAAGUAUUUUGCCGCCCCAAGCAUGGCAGGCAGGUUGCCUUUAGCAGCUUGC